Frankliniella occidentalis (western flower thrips) is the source of this 3229-nucleotide messenger RNA. RefSeq names its product trithorax group protein osa-like. Bases 6 to 2990 code for a protein of 994 amino acids. The transcript is spliced from 4 exons. Lineage: Eukaryota; Metazoa; Arthropoda; Insecta; Thysanoptera; Thripidae. The record is from RefSeq and is a predicted model, not a curated record.
UCAAGAUGGCUGCAAAGUUGAAGUGCAGUGCCCCGUGCCCAGAGACCCGCAGACCGUGCGCCAUGCUGCUCCGACAGCGGUUGCAGGUGGCCCCGGGCGUGCUGCUGCAGCUCCUGCUCCUGGUGCACUCGGCGCGGCCCCAGCGCCUCGAGGACAUCGCCAACCAGAUCACCCCUCACGGUGGACUCGACCGGUCGGGCAACUUCAACGUCUUCUUCAUCCCGGCGUACCGGCUGACGGGCAACAGGACGGGACCUGGCCAGGGGCACAGCGCCCGGCUGGCCGCUGCCCCAGCCGCUGCCCCAGCCGCCAGCCCCAGCACGCCCACGCCGCCGCUGCGGCUCGACCCCCAGACCAGCGCGCGCCUGCUGACCGCCGCGCUCACGGCCGCCGCCCGGCUCACGGCGGCCCCCUCGCCACCGCCGCCCGCGCACACAACGCCCGCCCCCACGCUGCCGCCCCCGCGGGCAGGGCUCGUGCGACGCGCCCCCCAGGACGGCGAUGACCCGCCCCCGCAGCACCACGACGCGCACAUCCUGGUCACACUGCAAAACUAUGGCGGCAAGGAGGCUGCGGGUGCCAGCGCGCAGCCCGCGCCACCCGCGUCGCCACCGCCCCAGGGCGCCGUUGGCUACGGCAGUGCGCAGCACUUCAACAACUACCCCGCCGUCAACGGCCACGUGCCGGCGCACUUCGGCCCCAUUCCGUACUACAGCCACUUCCCAGUGGCGGCCCCUGGCACCGGCCUCGGCCUGACGGGCCCCAGCGCGCCCAGCGGCCCCGGCGGCGGGCUGUUCUACCAGCCGCUGCCCCGCUUCAGCGCGGCGGCGAGCGCGCUCGACCUGGUGUCGUCCUCGCCCUUGGGCGUCAACCCCGGCACGCUACUUGGCACAACGGGGCCGCUGUACGCAACACCCGGCCGGCCCGCCGGCACCCUGGCCAACCUCGGCUCCCUCGGGUCGCUGGCCAGCGCCGCGGCCUCGGCCACCGUCCAGGACACCGCAGCGACAACCACGACGGACGCGGAUCAGGCCACUACGAACGUACCAGUGACCACGACAACAGCUGCUCCGGUGACCUCCCCUACAGCGACAGCGAGCACAGCCAAGCUGCCCACGACAGAGGCUACCGCAACGAGUAGCGAUCCAAAGGCCGACGUCGAGUUGGACGCAGAGCCCCGAACGACACCGUUCAGGCAGACCUUUGAGUUCGGACGGACCGACUCAAGUCGUAGGCUGAACCUCACGGAGGAAGUGGAGGUGACGGCCAGCGUGGAGGCCAGCGGCCCCGGGGGUGGCGAGGCAACCACGCCACCGCAGCCCACGCCCGCGACCCAGCAAACAUCCCCCGCGACCGCCACCGAGGUCAGGGACCUCAACUCCCCGGCCCCGACCCCACCGCAGUCGCCCGCGCCGACCGACAGAGCAGAGACGGAGCCCCCCGCCCUGCCCCCGGGACCUCCCUACCACUUCCACCCCGAGGCGUAUCCCAACGGCCCAUAUCCGACAGGGGCCUAUCCCGGAGGCCCAUAUCCGACGGGGCCGUAUCCGACAGGAGCCUAUCCGACCGGCGCCUACCAAGCCGGCGCGGGCGGGAUUCCUCUGAAUGGGUACCAUGGAUACCAUACGCCUGACCUCCGUUUCAGGGACGACCCUUACCGUGACACCCGUUUCGAUUACCAGUCGCAUCAGCAGCCGCAACAACCGCAGCCACCACCGCCACAGAAACCGACCAAACAGCAGCCUGCGAAACGCCCGGCCGUGAGCCGCAACCCUAACCACUUCGGAGGUAACUUCGACCCCUUCGGCGCGUUCAUUCCGGGAUUCGCACCCGGGUACCCGUUCGGGGUGCCACCACACGGCGUUGACCAACGCGGGCAGCCCGUGCCGCCAUUUGGCCAGAGGCCCCCUGGUUUCGGCCCGCCGUACGGACCAUUCCCGGCGACGGGUUCGGGGGGAGGUACUGGUGGCGGUGGAAGCAACGGGGGUGGUAGCGCGGGUGGCAGCGGGGGUGGCAGCGCGGGUGGAAGCGGUGGGAGCAGUGGGGGUGGUGGCAACAGCCAGGAAGCUACCGAUGACGCCGAUGACGCACGCCCACCGCCAGCCAGGCUUCAAGCGGCGAGCGGUGCCGAGCCCAGCGGAUCGGGAGAGGAUCUAACGGGCAGGCAGCCUCUCCGACAACAGCAGCUGCAGCAGCUGCAACAGUUUGGAGGCUUCGGGAGCCAGCUGCCCCAGCACCCGUACUCUGCGUUCCAGUCGACGGCUCCUGGAGGCGCCUUCCCGGUGGCGCCCAAUUCGUUCUAUCGCGGUGCGCCGGGUGCGCCGCCGACGGCGUUUGGCCAGCCGCCCGGGGCGGGCGUCGUGGCGCCGUCCGCACUGGCGAACUUCAACUCCGCCAGCCAGUUUGCCUCGGAAGACUUCCUCGGCCGGCAGCGCCUCCCCGCGUUGUACCCGGGAGCCUCGGGUGGCGGCCGCGGCGCACCGCAGCAGCAGCAACUCCGCUCGCCACUGUUCACUCCGCAGCAGGGCCUGGGCGGCGGCCUGGGCGGUGCCGGGCCUGGAAGUCUUCCUAGAGGUCUAGCUGGAGGCCUACCUGGAGGAGUAGCUGGCCUCGGCGGCGGCGGGCUCGAUGGCGGGCGCGGAAGCGGCAGCCCUGGCGGGCCCCUGUUCGGUGCGCAGCAGCCCUUCGCCUUCAACAGCCCCUUGUUCUUCUCGGGAUCCCUGGACCGUGAUAUCGCCGGUGACGUGGAGCCCCGCCAGAGCAGAAUCACGUCGUACACGGCCAGCAGCAGCGGAGGCCUCAAAGGUCCUGAGCAGGACAAGCUCCUGUCAGCCAAUGUGAACGCCGACGACACGGGGGCCGACGACGACCUCCUGGGCCCCGCCGUCGGGACGCUGGGGCUGGAGCCCCUGAGCGCCGGCCACCACCUGGAGAGGCGGGAGGACCGCAGGGCCGCAGUGCGGGCGGGUUUCUACGGGUCGACCAGAUGAUGAGAGCUCCAAACGACUGUACCUGUAAAGUCAGAGAUAAUGUCAACAACUUAGGGUAAAAACUAUGCCUAAGGUAUCCCUAGAGGGGUACAGAACUGAAUUUUGUAAGAGAAACUUUUUUCUAAUCAACUUUUUUUUUCAUUGACUGUCAUGAUGGAGAGAUGUGUCCAUUGUCAGCGCAGAUCUCGCGGCUUUGUACAUAGUCUGUACAGAUGUAAAAUAAAUCAUAAAUACCUCGA